Messenger RNA from Oreochromis niloticus (Nile tilapia), 3569 nucleotides. RefSeq names its product protocadherin gamma-C5-like. Gene Ontology annotation, molecular function: calcium ion binding. Bases 1065 to 3569 code for a protein of 834 amino acids. Gene Ontology annotation, cellular component: plasma membrane. Gene Ontology annotation, biological process: homophilic cell-cell adhesion. The transcript has a single exon. Lineage: Eukaryota; Metazoa; Chordata; Actinopteri; Cichliformes; Cichlidae. The record is from RefSeq and is a predicted model, not a curated record.
CUUACUUUAAAAUGUUUUUGUUCAAUAAUUAAUUUCUUUGUAAAUUGCGGACAAUAUUUAUUGGUGUAUAAUUGCAAUUAUGAUUUUGUCUUAAUUUAGCAUAAAGAAUAAAUAGCCUACAGAAUAAAUAAAUAACAAAUGUGAGCAAUAGUCGUUUAUUUUAAGAUUUCAAAUUAAAAUGGUAUACUGUGAUGUUUGGUCGUCCUCUAAUAAGUUUGUUUGAAUUUUAAAUACGGUUCAUGAGGCUGUUUUUAUCAGCCCUAUAUGCCUAAGUAUGUCGCCAUACCUGUAUUCGUUGUACAUUCAAUGCUCCCGUAGGUGAGCUGAGGGAUUUAGCCACUCACCCUUUCUCUGUCGGUAGGAAAAUCGAAAUACCCAGAAACCUGGGCAUAGGUCUAAUGACAAAAGAAACUGAGCUGUGUGGACUGGGUUUGUUAAAGUGGAAACGAUAUUAUUUUGAUGUACAAAUGGGGUCAUUUUAAUUGGCUGAACAUUACAACCUCUCAUGUUUGUCUUCUUAGAAAGAAUGGAGAUUUGACCGUCAUCUAUUUUUUUUCCUUAUUAGAUUUUGUUUUAUGUAAACGUCAGUUUACUUUGAUUAUGUGAAUAGAAGCAAUCUUCCAUCAUAUAAAUACUGUUACGUGUCAGCAGCAAUAUUUCUCAUACAGAAGGACAAUUUUGCUAUAUCAAUCACACAACCAGCAGUGCAUAUGGGUGUACGGAUUUGAUCUCAGUGCUGUUGCUGUGUCUUUAACGGCACUGCUCAGCUCUCUUCCUAUUGGAUGUUACUGAGAGACGCUCUGCUCCAAUAGUACACAGAACUGUACAAAGAGAUCUACCUCCUCCCCCCUACAGCCUCAGCAUCGUAAAUGUUAACAAUGCAACGAGCUGGAGGACGGUGUGAUGCGCUCGUAUUUCGAAGCUGGGAAUAAAAUCAGAAAAUUAAGCGUCAGACAUGAAAAACAUUGGGUGUUCUAUUUUUACAGCUAUAGCUAACACUCACUGGAACUGGAUAUUCACUUUGCUUUACUUGAUGGGAAAUAACAUGUCGUAACGGACCGGGGAUGACAAAGAGAAUGAGAUACCGAGACUGGAGAUGGCUGGCUCUUUGGUGGCAUCAUUUCUUUCUCCUGUGGAGUACAAUAGACGGACAGACUCGUUACAGUAUCCCAGAAGAACUAAAACAGGGUUCUGUGGUAGGAAACCUUGCCAAAGAUCUGGGUUUGGCGUUAUCUGAAAUUUUUGACCGCAGGCUGCGUGUCGCCUCUCAGACUGGAGAGCAGUAUUUCAGUGUGGAUGCGGGGAAGGGCGAGCUCGUGGUGAAUGACAGAAUUGACAGAGAGGCUUUAUGUGGACAAAGCGCCAGCUGUGUGUUGCCUUUACAGAUAGUUCUUGAAAAGCCUUUAAAUUUACAUCGAAUUGAGGUGGAAAUAAAAGAUAUGAAUGAUAAUUCUCCAAGCUUCCAGACAAAGGAGCUGUCUUUGAAAAUUGCGGAGUCGGCAGCAGUGGGAACUCGAUUUGUUUUGGAAAGUGCAGAGGAUGCAGACGUUGGAAGUAAUUCAGUAAAAUCCUACACGUUGACUAAAAACGAGUGUUUUACAUUGAAAAUGAAGGAAGUUGAAGAUGGCAAAGCAGUGCCCGAGUUAGUAUUAGAGAAACCUCUUGAUCGAGAGAAGAAGGCCGUUCAUCAGCUACUACUGACUGCAUUAGAUGGGGGUAACCCAGUAUUGUCUGGUACCUCACAAAUAACAAUCACCGUACUUGAUAAUAAUGACAAUUUUCCAGUGUUUGAGAAAAAUAACUAUAAAGUUUCUUUACAGGAAAAUACUGCAAAAAAUACAUUUGUAGUUAAAAUUGCGGCGACUGAUGCUGACGAGGGGCCAAACGGAGAAGUUGAAUUCUCUUUUGGUUCGCGGACGCCAGAUUCCGUGUUAUCAGUAUUUGAAAUCAACCCAUUAACUGGAGAAAUACAUCUGAAAGGAGAUCUAGACUAUGAAAAAGCCUCGUCCUACAAAAUUGAAAUUACGGCAAGAGAUAAGGGUUUUCCUGAAAUGGAAAGUCACUGUCGUCUACAGAUAGAUAUUGUGGAUGUAAAUGACAACACUCCAGAAAUUGUUCUCACCUCUGAACCGCAGCCAGUUCGCGAAGAUGCAGCUAGUGGCACAGUUGUGGCUUUGCUCAAUGCACGUGAUGCUGAUUCGGGUAAUAAUAGUAAAGUAACACUGAGAGUACCUAAAGGCUCUCCUUUCACUCUGAAACCAUCAUUUUCUAAUAAUUACGCACUGGUUACCAGCGGUCCUUUGGACCGAGAGAGUUUCCCAGAGUAUAAUAUUGAAAUCACAGCCACUGAUUCAGGCACUCCUCCUCUGUCCAGUAAGAAAGUCAUACCUGUCACUAUCACUGACGUUAAUGACAAUGCUCCUGUAUUCACUCAGAAAACCUAUAAUGUGUAUUUAAAAGAGAAUGGAGUACCAGGCUCUAUCCUGUACUCAGUAUCAGCAUCUGACCUGGAUUUUGGUGAAAACGCAAAGGUCUCUUACUCUAUACUGGACUCUAAAGUGCAGGACGUUUCUGUCUCAUCGUAUGUUUACAUUAACUCAGAUAACGGCAGCAUCUACAGCAUGCACUCGUUUGACUAUGAGAAACUGAAGGUGUUUCAGAUUCAGGUUCAGGCAAAGGAUCAGGGCUCUCCGUCUCUCAGCAGCAACGCCACUGUCCAUGUUUUUAUCCUGGACCAGAACGACAAUGCCCCCGCUGUUAUUUACCCCUCCUCCGCUGCAAUGGGCUCCCUCUCUCAUCAGAGGAUGCCCCGCUCCGCGAAAGCGGGUCACCUGGUUACCAAGGUGACGGCCGUGGACGCUGACUCCGGCCAUAACGCCUGGAUCUCCUACAGAGUGGCGGAGGCCACAGACGCCUCUCUCUUCACUGUCAAUCUGUACACAGGGGAGGUGAGGACUAAACGCGCUGUGUCCGAGCAGGACGACUCCUCUCAGAGGCUCCUUAUAGAGAUCAAGGACGACGGGGAACCGAUCCAGUCCUCCACAGUCACGGUGUCCAUCAUUCUGGAGGACGGCCUCCAUGAGCCCAUCUUAGACCUCCGACAUAAAGUGGCCGAGCCCAGCAAGAAAACUGGAAGAAUCACCCUUUAUUUGAUUCUCUCUCUGGCCUCGGUGUCCGUGCUGUCUCUGCUCACUUUCCUCAUCUUAGCGGUUAAAUGCAUCAGGAACAGCAGCAGCAGCAGCACGUGCUGCAUGAGACGGACCGACUCUGAUGAUUACAAGAACCCCAACAGAAAUUUGCAGAUUCAGCUCAACACUGAUGGACCUAUAAAGUACGUGGAGGUCCUGGGAGGAGACAUGCUGUCUCAGAGUCAGUCCUUCAGGUCCUGUAUGUCUCCAAUGUCAGAGUACAGCGAUUUCACUCUGAUUAAACCCAGCAGCACCACAGACUUUAAGGAGGUGAUCAGUGUCCUGGAUGCUUCUUUACCCGACAGCACCUGGACCUUUGAGAGCCAGCAGGUGAGGAGAAAGCAGUCGUUCUUUUUACCCCUUGUGUGCUUUACUGGCUAG